AUGCUGUCCACGCAACUCCUUACAAUCAUCGCCAGUGGCCUCUUCACGGCCGAUCACGUUACCAUCCCGAAGGGAAUUCGAUUAAAGCAACUUGAUCGGUUUGACAUGGACGUUUUUGACAAUGCUGAUCGAAUCAGCUACCAGACAGACGGUAUGAUGGCGGCUACACUGGUCCUUGAUGAUGGCAUGGAACUUCCACGAUGGACAUAUGAUUCCUUUGCAGUCUCCCAAGUGGCCUUUGCAGAGCAAGUGGAUCAGGGAGAGGAUUAUCAAAGAAUUCAUACGACAGUCCCCGCAGUGCGUGCAGUUGCAAACUGCACUGAUAUUCAUGCUUCGAAGGUCACCAUCAAACGGUACAAUGACACCUAUAACCCGAGGUACCUGACUGUACCCUUCGAUCUUCUUCCCCGUUGUGGAGACGCCAUACAGGGGGCUACGAACGAAACAUUUUCUAUGGGCGGUAUCUCGGAAGACUUCGCUUUUUGGGUGGACAGAAGCUCGGAAUGGUAUCGCUGUCCGGAGUACCUUGUCCUUGCAGGGCAUCUGGAUCACGAGAAAAACAAUAGCUGGAAAGCGCUCGCCCUCCACUGCACGCCAUACUUGGAAACAAUUGACGCACAAAUCGGACUGACGCAUCCUGAUCUUCUGGAAAUCCGCACGUCAAAACCGUAUCUCAACGAAGCCUCGCGCAAGUUUGCCAUUGUAGCUGAGAUACCUGGAAUCGCCACGAAUCUCCUGAUGCCCUACAUAGACCAUCCGGUAUCCGGACCGAGCCUUUCAAGCAUUGAGAUGGGGUCUGCCACCGUGGACGGAUUCUUUGGGACGGUCCUCCGGCAAGGGGCCCCGAUCGCCAGUCUGACCACAAACAUUACAACACUAAAGUCGGCUGUGGAGGACAUGUACCCUCGGAUUGUUGCGCAGAUACUAAACGUCAACCGUGUCGCAGCCGACCAAGGCAUUCUCGAAGGAACAGGCCAACUCCAGAACCAACUGCGGCUCACACAAAACGGCCCUUCGACGCGUAUCUUGCAGGCGCUGCUCGCUGUGAUGGCGCUCAGCACGGCAGCGACGUUUAUGCUCGGCAGCAUGAAGCGUGUGUUGCCAAAGAACCCUCGCAGCAUUGCCGCGAUGGCGACCUUCUUGGAGGGCUCGUCUCUGUUGGAUGAAGAUGUUAUCCCGCGCGGCUCGGAGUGGUGUACGGACAGGGAGCUCAAACGGUUGGGUCUGUUCGAGAAUCUCACGAUCAGCAUUGGAUGGCGGGGUAGCUUCACGGGAGAUGCGAGGGGAAGUGCAGAAUGGAAAAGAUUUGGCAUUAACGUUAGGACCGCAACAUAG
Messenger RNA from Lasiodiplodia theobromae, 1335 nucleotides. RefSeq lists its product as uncharacterized. Bases 1 to 1335 code for a protein of 444 amino acids. The transcript has a single exon. The record is from RefSeq and is a predicted model, not a curated record. NCBI's taxonomy places the organism in Eukaryota, Fungi, Ascomycota, Dothideomycetes, Botryosphaeriales, Botryosphaeriaceae.